Aspergillus oryzae RIB40 is the source of this 879-nucleotide messenger RNA. Its product is annotated as aspartate/glutamate racemase family protein. The record is from RefSeq and is a predicted model, not a curated record. Bases 1 to 879 code for a protein of 292 amino acids. NCBI's taxonomy places the organism in Eukaryota, Fungi, Ascomycota, Eurotiomycetes, Eurotiales, Aspergillaceae. The transcript has a single exon.
AUGGCUGAACCAAGCAAAAGUCGGCUUAAGAUCCUAAUCAUCAAUCCAAAUACAUCCACGCACAUGACGGAUGCCUUGAAACCUAUAGUGGACAACCUCGGCUUUGCAGAUGUUCAAUUUGACUACUUGACGGCUCCAUCGAAUGAGUCAGUCACCCUCGAAGAUGGACGUGUAAUAGAAGGCGUGCCGAGUAUCAACUCCGGCGAGGACUCUGCUACAUCAGCAUUGCAUUGCAGGCCCUUUGUGGAGCCCUUUAUUCCCAAAUACGAUGGGUUUCUGGUGGCAUGUUAUUCGGCUCACCCUCUCGUGGGAAUGUUGAAGGAAGCCAUCUCGAAAUUAGAAAACUCAGCUCUGUCAGUGAACUCGAAGCCUAGGAGGAAGUACGUUACGGGUAUCUUCGAAGCGAGUGUCCUCAUGUCGCUGUCCUUGGUUGGCUCGUUUCACAUGACUGGAGGUUCGGGACUGCACAAAACGCAAUCCAAGGACAUGUUCGGUAUCAUUUCUACGGGCAGCAUCUGGCGGGAUGAGCUAAGCCGUGCUGUUGAAGCAUUUCUUGUUAAUUCUGAUGAGAAGACAUCGUCGACCAAUCGUUUCGCUGGUGUAGAAACUACCGGUCUUACAGCCGUUGAACUGCAUACCACCCCAGCUGAAGAAGUGAGAAGAAGGAUCAGCGAGGCUACACGAAGACUUAUCCAAGCCGCUCCGCACCCUCUUACGGCAAUCUGCAUGGGCUGUGCCGGUAUGGCCGGAAUGGAGGAAGCAGUGAGGGAUGGCUGUGUGGAAGCUUAUGGUCGGCAAGAAGGAAAUCGUGUGAGAAUCGUUGACGGUGUGGUUGCCGGUGCCGGGAUGCUUGUUACGGCUUGCAAAGCAGGAUUUUGA